Trypanosoma theileri is the source of this 5577-nucleotide messenger RNA. RefSeq names its product protein kinase. Gene Ontology annotation, biological process: protein phosphorylation. The transcript has a single exon. Gene Ontology annotation, molecular function: protein serine/threonine kinase activity; ATP binding. The record is from RefSeq and is a predicted model, not a curated record. NCBI's taxonomy places the organism in Eukaryota, Euglenozoa, Kinetoplastea, Trypanosomatida, Trypanosomatidae. Gene Ontology annotation, cellular component: cytoplasm. The coding region runs from base 1 to 5577 and encodes 1858 amino acids.
AUGCCAGUUGAUAGUCAUGCUGAUUUAAUUUCCGUAUCUCCACAACAAGAACGAGGUGUACAUUCAUUACGAGCACGAGGAGUGAAUGUUCUCUCAGCAAAAGAAAUGCCAAACAACAUGCGAGGCGAUAACACACACUUCUCUUUAAGAGGAGGAGGAAGAGGAGGAGAAACCGGAAUGGGAAUGAUCCCAAUUUCAAUAUUACAUGAAGAACAAACAUUAGGCAACUCAGAGGUGGUAAAUACAAGCACGAACAACAGUCAUAGUAGAGAUGAUGAGAGAAAAAUCUACAACUCUAAUAGAAUUAGUAGUUCUAGCGGUUCUAGCAAUGGAUAUGGUGAUAGUGUCGCCAGAAAUGCAUUUAUGCUUGGAGUGGGCCGUCAACGAGGUGUAACCCAAUUGAUGGAAUCACGAUUACAACAUCCAGCACAAACUGCAGUUAAUAGUAAUAAUAAUAAUAAUAAUAAUAAUAAUAAUAAUAUUAAUAAUAAUAAUAAUAAUAAUAAUAAUAAUAAUAAUUCUAAUCUUAACAGCAGUGCCACUACCACUUCCACAAGAACCGUACCACCUAGUAGUAGUAGUAGUAGUAAUCAUACCAGCAAUAACAGCCGCAAUUCCCAGAAUAAUAAUAAUAAUAAUAAUAAUAAUAAUAAUAAUAAUAAUAAUAAUAAUAGUCAUGUGCAUUACACUUCGAAUCCCUCUAGUGAUAUUAUGAGUAUGGAAAAAACAAAUAGAAUCGGCACAAACUCUGUUAGUGCUGUUCUUGCUGGUCAAUUUCCACGCCAUCAAACCUUCGGGCCUACACCUGUGGCUCGUGAAAUGAUAUUGGGAGAAAGAAGAAGACACUCCUCUGGUGUGGCCGCACGAACAAAGAAUGUGUUAGCUUCCUACAGAUCUAAUGGAUAUCCACUAACAGGAGGAGGCGGAGAAAAAAAAGGAGAAGAAAAAGAUGUGAUGGGAGCAAAACGCCCAGCAUCUUCAAAUGUUUUGACUCCAAACACUAUUAACAGUAUUAAUACUAUUAAUACUAUUAACAUAUCAUCAUCAUCAUCAUCAUCCUAUCAAAGGAAUGAGGGACAUUUGGGUAUAAAGACACCCACUUGGGCAACGGAAGAAGAACGACAAUAUGCAAAGAUUACUAAAAAAAUCACUUUGAAUCCAUCAGAGAAAAAGGAAGAAAAUAAUAAUAUUAAUAAUAAAGAAGAAGAACGGCCAUUACAAGAAGAGAAGGAGAAGGAAAGUAUAAAGGCACCUGUACCUCUUAAAGAACUUGGGAUCAAUCAACGACAAUCCAAUGAUACUAUCGCAUUUAUUCCUGCUCCUGUUUUUCUCCAGGAUGAUGAAAAGAGUGUACAAACACAGCCGAAAUUACAACAUAAAGGUAAUAAAGAGUCGUCCCUAACGAUUAACAGUAACACUCAAAUACAACUGGAGAAACUCCCAGUGGCUUCUGUGAGUUAUAUAAGUACCGAUACCACAGAUGUAGAGAGCUGUGUGAAGCUUCCUUCACUUUCCACCACAAUGCCAUUAGGACGUGCCUCUGGGAAUGUAGAAACUGAACAUCAGAAGAAAGAGCAAGAAACUGGGUCUUCAAAUAAUACUUUUUCUGAUGAGAUACCUUUAAGUGAAGAUAAUAAUAAAACUCAAAACUCUACUCAGAAUGAAUUAGACCUGAAACAGGAGUAUGAAAAGGCAGAGAAUCAGAAAUCUUCACAGGAAAAUGAGAUAAUAGUAGUAGAAAAAGAAAAAGAAAAAGAAAAAGGAGAAGAAAAUAAAGUAGAAGAAAGAGAAAAAGUAAAGUCAGAAAAAGAAGAAGAAGAGGAAGAAGAAAAAGAAAAACAUGCACAAAUACAUAAAGAGGAGCAGAAGCAGGAGCAACAUCAAAAGGAUCAAGAUAAUGAGCAACGUCAAGAAAAAGGAGAAGGAGAAGUAGUAGAAGAAGAAAAACGAUAUUCAAUUGCAAGCUCAAGGGAAGAUGAUCAGAUAUCUUCAGGUGGCCAUGAAUUCUCAUUAAAGAGUGAAAGUAGUAACCAGAGUAACCAGAUGGAUAAUGAUGAACUUCAAUUACAUAAUGGAGAACUUUAUCCUGUUGAGUAUACUGAAAAUCAUGAUGAUAAUACAACGGAGGUAGUGAAUAUCACUCCAGAUACAGGAAGUCCUUUUGGUGGAUCAACUGAACCUCAAUGGCUGCAGAUACCAACCUUAUUUUUUCUCGUUUUUAACCUAAUUAGACUUCAAGAGGUUCAACAAAAACGACAUCAAUGGUAUCAACAACAAAUGCAAGAACGUCAAUUUUCCUUGGAAAUGGAAGAACCUUCUGGUUCUAUGGUUUUACAACCAUGUGAAGAUCCUAUUCCCGCUCAUGCCUUUACACAAUUGUAUAUUCAACUUUCUCAUGCCGUGUUGGAGGUAAAUGGGGUAUUAUUAAAACGACAUCUCACUAGUUGGUCUGAUAAAUCAUUACGGGAUGCGGUGGCUCGUGUAGUAGGAACUUGGCAAAAAGGUGAACCUAAUAGUGCAGAAUUUGAGGAUGCCUCAUUUCAAUUGUUGAGUAUUGUUUCUGCAGAUCGUGGAGGUCGUGUGGAACAUACAACAUUAUUUUCAUUAUGGGAUUGUAUCGGUUCCAGUAAACGUGCACAUAUGUUAAUGGGGUGUACUGUUGGAUCUGUGUGUUUGGGAUUGAUAUCUCUUGUAUUACUUGCAUGUUUGGGAGAUAUGCAUAUAGCACUUCGUGUGGUUUUUACGGUAGUGACUGGUUUAGUGUUAAUACUAUUGGGGUUUGGUGGGAUGUUACUACUAGAUCACAAUGCUGUAUCAGGGGAAGUACGAGACUUUGCUCGUUUAGAACUUAUGAAUUCUGUAGAGACUGCCAUCAGUGAUUUUAACAAUGAUACUACUGCUAAAGAUAAUAAUAACAAUAAUAUUAAUAAUAACAAUAAUAAUAGUAGUAUUGCUAUUGGUUUUGGUGGUGGUCUUACUAGUAGUGGUGGUAGUAAUCCUAAUGAUGGUUAUAAUCAAUGUAAUAUUAACAAAUAUGAUGGCUAUGGAAAUGAUUUUAACAACCACCACAACCACUACCAACAACACCGUACACAUAAUAUAUAUGCAGGCAAUAUCAUUCAAAACCCAGAAUACGAAGUAGAUGAAUCAGCGGGUCUAUCAGGAUUGCCUAGAAGGAGCAGAAAUGGAUUUAUACCAAACCAUACUCUUAAUAAUGGGGAAUCAUGGGGUCCAAGAAUACCGAACAGUCUGAUGAGUACACAAGAAGGUACAACACACCGAAACCAUAAAAUAAUGACUAGUGGUGUUGGUAAGGGUAAUAUUAAUACUAAUACUAGUGCUGCUAGUAGUGCUGUUGCUAGUCCUUAUGCUAACUCAACAGGUUUGGAUAAUGACAAUGAUGAUGGUUAUGAUGCCAAUGAAAGACUUUCCAAUACACAUGUUAGACAACAAUGGCAUGAAUGGAAUAGAACUAGAAGAGAUGGUCAAAAUGGAGAUGAUGCUUUAUCAUGUGCCUCACAUCAAACAGACGAGGCUUUACUUAAAAGUGAUCGUUAUAAUGCACUUCUUAUGAGUUUUGUUAGUUUUGAACAACAACAAAUGGCAGAAGAACGUAUGAAAGAUAUGAUGGUGCGUAGUCAUAUAGGCUUUGGAGGUGCAAAUCCCAAUCAUCAUCAUCAUAAUCAUAGUCAUCAAGGAUCACCACAAGAACAACAACAACUUCAGGGGAAUGAUAUGAUAGUAGAUCCUAAUACUAUUCCAAAUAAUACAAGAGGAGAAGAGAAUUUAGAGGAACUCUCUUUUCUUCCUGGUAUUCGUAGUAAUCUUCACGCUAUCGCUUCGAAUCAGGAUCACGAUGAUCACGAUGAUAAUGAUGAUGAUGAUGAUGAACAUGAGGGUUUUAUAGAAGGCGAUGAUAAUGCGAGUGAAUUGAAGAAAAUUACUCCAGAUUCUGGUUCACUAGCACAUUUUCAUUUACAUGCAACUCGUGGUAGUCUAAUGGGUAGUGGUUUGGAUGGACUUUCUAUUACGGCAUUAGUUUACUGCCGCAGUCAAGAUUUACGUGAGGAUGUAUACAAUGAAUUAUGGAAUCGUAAUUUCCUUGUAUUACAACGAAGUACAUUAGGAGCUCUGGAUGCCGCUUUUCAUCGUGGUUCUGAGCGUUUUAAAGUAUUUCUCCUACACGCCCCUGAUCUUGAUGAGAUGCAAUUACAAAUGGCACUUAGUUGGCUACAACAACACCGUCGUCCGGUAUUCUUUUUCACAGCAGCACUUGGAACUAUGCCUUCUCAAGUACCGUAUGGAGCUCGAUUGGAGAUUCCUCUCACCCCACGUGAUGUGGAGUUGUUACUACUCUCUGGUAUUGGUGUAGAUGAGGAGAUGAACAGUGUGAGUAUCUUUCGCCCAAGCAAGCAGUUUAAGGUUCCACCGUAUACACUUGGUAGACGUCUUGGUGGUGGUGCUUAUGGAAAUGUAUUUGAAGCUGAAAUGGAAUUAACAGGAGCACGAUGUGCGGUAAAACGUAUGUAUUUACGUGGUGAUCGUGAUGAUGGUGAUGUGUUGCGAGGAUCUGAUAGUCAAUUAAAGGCAAUUGCCCGAGAAGUAGAUAUUAUGAGUUCCUUAAGUCAUCCAAAUAUUGUACAGUAUCUCUUCUGUGAACGGGAUGGAAAUUGUGUUUCUAUCUUUAUGGAACUUUGCUCUGGUGGUUCUUUACGUACACGCAUCGCACGUGAAGGAGGUGGAUUACGUGGGGCAGAUCAAAUUAAACAUAUUUUACGUGAUGUCAUUGGAGCUGUUGCCUAUUUACAUGGUAAACACAUUGUUCAUCGGGAUUUAAAACCAGAGAAUGUUCUCUUUCGUGAUGGUCGAGCUAAAGUAAGUGACUUUGGUACUGCUGUCUUUAAAUGUGGAGGGAUUCGACAUGUGGAAGGGACAUUUGCAUAUAUGGCCCCAGAGGUUUUAUUAGGCGAAACGUAUGGAAAAGCCUGUGAUGUUUGGUCUAUUGGUUGUAUUGCCGCCGAGGCACUUUCAGUGCCACUUCCACAUCGUUCAUUAGGAUUACCAGAGUUGUGUGAAAUGUAUCGUCGAAUGUCUUUAGAUGCAACGCUGGAGUUUGAAUGUGAUGAACCAACGGUGUGUGAUUUCUUACGACUGUGUUUACGGCGAGAUCCACGACGACGAUGUGCGGUGGAGCAAUUACUCGAACAUCCCAUGUUAAGUGAAGAGGAUGAGGAAGAGGAUCUCUCCGUGCAGCGUUGGAUAUCCGCCUGCAGUGAACGACGUCGAUUACAACAUCAACAGCAAUUACAACAACGAACGGUGGUGGUGGGGGGAAGUCCUGUUCUCAUCGCCGGACAAACCGGAAGCGACGGCACUGUUGUGAUUGGAGGAAAUGGAAAUGGAAGUGGAGGAAUAGUGGGAAGUGGUGGGGGUUUACACUUCACUCGUGUGAAUUCACAGUUGGGGUCCAUGAGUGCGAUUUCGCUUCGAUCGGCAGAUUUACUUGGGGGGCGAUGUACACCGCGGCAAAGCCCCACCACACCGCCAUUAUUGGACGAGAGAAAUAAAGAAAAGUAA